AAGAAAAAAUCUUUUUAUCAAAUAAUGUCUCAAAGACCACCCGCACCAUCAAGUAAAAAUAUUAAUCUCUACAUUUUUAGAUCAACCUCCUCAACAACCCCAAGCACCAUAAUAUCAUCCAUAAGCACCACAAUAUGCCCCUCAAUACGCCCCAUAAUAUGCUGCUCCUUAAUAUGCUCCUUAAUAUGCUCCUCAAUAUGCCCCUGCCCCCUUAGCCACAUAUCCCGCAUAAUAUGCUCCUGCAUACGCUCCCGUUGCCCCACUAACAUACAGCGUCGCCAGACCAGUGGCCCCAGUUGUCGCUCAACCAGUCGUCGCUUAACCAGUCGUUCAAGCCCCAGUUUUACAAUAAUCAGUCAUUGCUCAACCAGUCGUUUAACAACCAGUCCAUGUAAACAAAAAUUUCAAAUUCAAAUUAGGCAACAAUCAAGGGAGAAUCAAGAAUCGAAUACGUUCCCUACCAAAAGGCUGUGAUGGAAUAUGAAGAACAAGAAGUCGUUCAAUAUGUCCCAAGAGAAAGAAAAGUCACAGAUUAUUAUGCAGUUGAAUAUUAAACAGAAUACGUCCCAUAAGUGUUCCAAGAGAAAUACACAGGUAUUCGAAUAGCCUACUAAAUUAUUAGAGUACGUCCCAGUCGACAGAUAUCAAGAGAGAGUUGAAUACUAUCCAGUUGAGAGAUAAGUUGUUCAUGUACUUUUCACUUCAAUUAACUUUUUAGUAAUAAGUCGUCCAACAACCAGUUGUCUAAUAAGUGGUCUAAUAACCAGUUGUUUAAACAGUUGCACCAUAACCAGUUGUUUAAUAAAUUGUACAAUAACCAGUCAGUGUUGUCCAACCAGUUUAGACCUAUCCAGUCUAAUAUGCUGCCCCAAUUAUUUCCUCAAGAGUGAUUCCAUCAUACCCUCAAUAUCCUUAAUAUCACCCAGCCCCAUAAUAAGUUUAAUAAUAACCUCCCAGAUCAAAUUUGAACAAUAACAUUUGAUCAAUUAUAAGUACAUCAUAAAAAAAUAAUUUUGCUUAUUAAUUUU
Paramecium octaurelia is the source of this 1028-nucleotide messenger RNA. NCBI's taxonomy places the organism in Eukaryota, Ciliophora, Oligohymenophorea, Peniculida, Parameciidae. The record is from the annotation of a GenBank genome assembly.